This is a messenger RNA of Telopea speciosissima, 411 nucleotides long. Its product is annotated as F-box/kelch-repeat protein SKIP6-like. The transcript is spliced from 3 exons. The record is from RefSeq and is a predicted model, not a curated record. The coding region runs from base 1 to 411 and encodes 136 amino acids. Gene Ontology annotation, molecular function: protein binding. NCBI's taxonomy places the organism in Eukaryota, Viridiplantae, Streptophyta, Magnoliopsida, Proteales, Proteaceae.
AUGUCUAUGCCUAGCCUAGCCUAUGGGGCUCGAUUACCUAAACGAUAUGUCCUUGGUGGUUCCAUAAACGAUAUUCCAUCCUCCACCGUUUGGAUCUUCGAUUCUCGAUUCAGUCGAUGGGAAAUCGGUCCCAAAAUGUGUGUCGGUAGGGAAUUCGCCACUGUUGAUGUUCUCAAUGGGAAAAUUUAUGUCAUGGGAGGUUGCUUGGUGGAUUCCUGGGCUCGAUCUACUAAUUGGGCGGAAGUUGCUGUUGUUGAUGGGGUUUUGUAUUGCUAUAAUUAUUUGGGGAAAAUCAGGGGUUACGACGUGAAGGAGGGCAUAUGGAAGGAAUUGAAAGGUGUGCAGAAGGAUUUGCCCAAGUUCUUAUGUGGUGCGACGAAUAACACCUCACUAAUCCUCUUCCGUCCAUAA